Penicillium nucicola is the source of this 1500-nucleotide messenger RNA. RefSeq lists its product as uncharacterized. Bases 1 to 1500 code for a protein of 499 amino acids. The record is from RefSeq and is a predicted model, not a curated record. Gene Ontology annotation, cellular component: extracellular region. Gene Ontology annotation, molecular function: IgE binding. The transcript has a single exon. Lineage: Eukaryota; Fungi; Ascomycota; Eurotiomycetes; Eurotiales; Aspergillaceae.
AUGCGUUGGAACUUGUCAACACAGUUCCUGCUCGCCGGCUUCAUUGACUAUGCAUUUGCCAGUUUGCAUCAUUACAAUGCCCAUAGCCAUCGGCAUCGUCAUUUGAUGCGCCGUAUUGAGCAGCUGGAGGCGAGGGGUCUUGCUUGGGACAGAGUGGACAAUAUUCAGGGCGAUAUGGAGCUGGAAUAUGUUACUCUCACAACUACUACGACGGUCAUUGGCAACUGCGCGCCUACAAACACUGUUACCAGUACGUUGACACUCGUGAGGGAAGACCCCAAACCUACAUUGAGUGCUUCGGAAUACUCCGCAAACAGCGUUGUUCAUGAGUCUAUGGUCCUGGAGCCCUUCCAAGCCCAAUGGAAUCAAGCACAGCCUCAUCGCCAGCCCAUCUAUCAUGCUCAGUUUCAGCCCAGACCGACUGUUCCUCAAGUCUCACGACCUGAGCCAACGGAAUCCGAGGAUAUAACGAUCACCAAGACCCAGACCAUAACGCGAACUGCAACAAACACCGUGAAGGUCACUGUGACUCCGGAGCCAGGCACAGCAGAUCCAGACUUGCCAGAGGUUGAAAACCAAGAACCAGACACAACAGAGCCAGACAUAACGGAACCGGACAUUCAAGAUCCUGAUAUUUCAGAAACAGACAAACUAUCGCUGGCAGAUACACUGCGCAGCAAUCCAACAGAACAACAAAAAGCCGUGCCACACCGAGGCCCGCCAAAGAAAGACGAUGGCACAGGCACCGUGAACGCAGUGCUCGAUCUCCCAAGCCAAGUCCUCCCGGACCUACCAGUAGUCGAUCAAAUCCUGCCAGGCCCGAAUGCGCACAAACCGGCACCCAUAUCCUGGACAGAAAGGCCGCCCAAAGGACAAUUCUCAUUCGAGCGAUUUGGCGGGCGCACAGCACCACUCGGGACAGAAAUCCACUACAAGGGCAACGUCGGCAAACCAUGGGGUAGCAACAUCAUCGCCGUGAGCGCCGAAGAAGCACACAAUUACAAAUACGUUGCGCAGUUCCACGGCGCACAGGACAAACCAUGGACAGUGGUCUUCUGGAACAAAGUCGGUCCUGACGGCAAGAUGACAGGCUGGUACGGACACUCGGCACUGACGUUCUCCAUUGCGCCUGGUGAAACACGCUAUGUCGCCUUUGACGAGGAUUCCGAGGGCGCGUGGGGUGCUGCGCCGGGGGAUGCUUUACCGAAGGAUCAGUGGGGUGGGUAUUCGUGCACUUGGGGUGAAUUCACGUUUGGGGACAGAGAGAAUAAUGGCUGGUCUGGUUGGGAUGUUUCGGCUAUUCAGGCGCAGAUUGCUAAACAGCAUGUGCAGGGUAUGUCAAUUUGUCAGGCUGAUGGACAGGGGUGUUCUGUUAUUACGCCGAAUGCUGAGAAGGUGGUGGAUGCGUAUAUUGAGGAGAAGAAGACCCGGAACGGGAUUGGAGGUGCUGCUUCGCCGGGGCCGGUGCGGUUGGAUGUUUUGCUUGAUUAUCGGGGUUAG